Messenger RNA from Mustela erminea (ermine), 1487 nucleotides. RefSeq lists its product as uncharacterized. The record is from RefSeq and is a predicted model, not a curated record. The transcript is spliced from 2 exons. Lineage: Eukaryota; Metazoa; Chordata; Mammalia; Carnivora; Mustelidae. Bases 1 to 783 code for a protein of 260 amino acids.
AUGGCGCGGGGUCUCGGCAGGGGCGCGGCGAGCAGCGACGGGUAUCGGCAGGGGCGCGGCCUGGUCGGUCGCGCUGCGGCUGGACUGCAGUCAGCGGCGCUGCAGGCGGCGCCUCCCCCGGCAGCAGGCGCCCCCUCCCGGCGGGGUGUGGCCUUGGCGUCCGCGGGGUGUGGCCUCGGAGUCCGGGGGUUACGGCCUCGGCGCCGGGAGGAGGUGUGGCUUCCCGGCGGAGGUGUGGCCUCGGCGCCGGGGGGCGGGGUGCCACCUGCGGCGAGGACAGCCACCAACUCCCCGCCCAGAGUACGAAGCGGGUACGCGACUGAAUCAGCGGCCCCCACGUGGGCCCCGACUUUGUGCCCAACACCGCUGGCGGCUGUGCUGACGGUCUCAUUCAAGGCUCGCAGCAACCCCGGGAGAGGGGUGUCCCCCGCUGGGGUUCCCAUCCUACGGAGGCGAACAGCGGGCCUCGGAAAGGAGAGGUUGGGUGACCCAGUGUCGCACCAGCGGUCGCGGACAACUCAGGGAGUCCCAGGCCUCAGGACCGGUUGUAAUCGCACGCUGCACAUCACACACAGGGGGUCGGGGCUUGCGAUUGAAAAUACAUCCUCGCAGGUGUCUGACCUCUGCUUGCCUGCAAACCUGAGAAGACACGAAGUGGAACGUGACCCCUUUACCGGCGUCUCCUGGGACUUCCGGUCAGAUCCACUGCUCAUUUCCCUUGUUCAUUUGGCUUCCCCUGCAAAGAUUCUGCUUCUCUCUGUCUGCUCAUCCUGUACCCUGUAAGAGAGAAGCCCUCUCUGUAUGCUGGUGAGAUGCAUGUUUCUGACAUUGGAAACGUCUUGCUAUUGCAAUAGUCUUUCUCUCCGAUUCGAGUCUUACCUAAGUCCGGAUGUGCUUUCGUCUGAAAUCUCCAGGUCCUCUUUGCAAGUACCACUCCUGCCCACCUGUUCUGCUUUUGCAGCCUUGGAUGAAAUGGGAGACAUUGACAUUGGCUUCUAGCUCAUGGGUUUUCUGAAACCGCCAUAACUGAGAACAGAGAGACGAGACAGCUCUUCUUGGGACCUGUUAACUGGUUUCACUGUCCGAUGUCCAUGGCGCGCACCAGAUUUCUUCUGGGCCUUGGGUAUUUUUGGGAAAAUGUGUCCACCUGGCCAGUGUGAUGGAGCUCACACAUCUCUGGCCAGUCUCCCGGAGGCCAACUUGGCCCUGAAGCACGUGCCCUGUACCUGCCCACCCACAUGUGGCUGACACUGGUCCCAGGUCCACUAUGCAACAUAGGAAGGGACAGACCAGCCCCACAGGCAACUUCCUGUCACCCCAGCCGCUGUCCACCAGCCUCCCAGGGCCUGGGCACACAGGACUCCACUCACAGAGGACCUUCGCUGUCCCAAGGGACUCGAAUUUGUUUUCAAAUGCACGCAGUGAUUACCAAGGACAUGGAAUGGAUUUUAAAACCUGAAUAAAUUGUUCUUGAUACUUCUGGAGCC